UUACUAAGAAGUUGUGGUAAAAUAAAUACCAUAAAAGUAAAUGGAAAAAUAAAGCAUUAAAACAAAGAAAGAAUGUGAAAUCGUCUACCAUCCUAGAUGGCAAUUGGACCGCGGCCCGCGGGCAUGGCCCGUUAAGUCUCAUGGCGGGGCGGGUUUGGGCCUCAAGAACUUAGGCCCGGAAAAGUGCGGGUCUUGCGGGCUUGUUAAAAUCGGGUUUGGGCCAAAGCGGUCUGGGCUUUUGCGGGCUUGCGGGGAACUCGAGACCCGCGUAUCUUCUUCACUUGUGACUUUUGUAGUUUUACUCACCGACGAAAAAGAUGAAAAUGGCGACUAUGGAGGCGAUUCUAGAGCUUCUCUUCCACUCAACGACUAAAACCACCACCGGAGCUUGUCUUCUUCGUCGAACCACCUUCGUUCCACAAAAGGAGCUUCUCUCCUUCGUCGAGCCACCACAUGAGCUUCUCUUCGUCUUUGUUCCACAAACCAGAUGUUUUUUUCAUUUUUGUUCCACAAACCGGAGCUUCUCACCUUCGUCGAGCCACCACCAUAGCUUCUCACCUUCGUCGAGCCACCACCAGAGUUUAAUUCUCUCCUUAUUGCAGGUCUGGUUGCAGGCUGCUCUUGACGGUAUGACCCGCGGGCCGACCCGCAGAGGCCCGUGUAAAUAGCGGGGCGGGUUUGGGCACAGGUUUCGAGAACCGCGGAUCGUGGCGGGCUGCCCGCAGAGAUCCGCCGGAGAUGAAGACCGCGGCGGGGCGGGCGAUGGCGGGGCGGGUGAUACCAAUUGCCAUGUUAACUAUUCUCAGUCAGACUAUUCAAUCAAUCUUUGCACGUUUUCUCUUUAAUAAAUGUCAGAUAAUUAAAGCGUCCAUUUCUCCAUUUUUAUUUUAAUUACACGUCAUUUUCUUCCCCCCGCCGUAGAAUAGCACCAACUCGUUAACCAAAUCGAGGGCAAAAUAGUAACUUGCAUUAUCUAGAAACUCGUUUCUCUCUCACUUCUUCACUCACUCGAUUCCUUUUAAAAUCUCUCUGCUUUCUUCUCUCCCUCUCUCUCUCCUAAGCCUUUCCGCUUUCUCUCUCCUUUCUCCGGCGUCUCUGUUUAGGGUUUUUCCAUUUGCUUACAAAGAGAAGCUUAGAAUCAGAGUCCAUGGAAAUGGAGAAGAAGCAAGGAUUCUUCUCAGCGCUCAGAGACGAAGUCAUCAGAAGCUUCACCCCUUCUCGCUCCAGACCCCGUUCUCGUUCCGCGAGCCCAUCCCGCUCGAAUCCACACAUGAAAGCUCUUCUCUGGGGCAGGAAGAAACUACUCGCGAGCUCCGGCUGCAGCCGCGCCGCCGCCGCCGGAGGAUAUCACCUCGCGGCGCAGCAGCCGGAGCCGUUAAUCGGAAGAUCGGAGAGCUUAAGACCUGUGAUGGAAGGUCCUGAUCCAGAAGGUAACGACGAAACUCGAACGGAUUCGAAACGAACCGGGUCGGGUCUAGGUCACUGGGUCAAAGGCCAAAUGUCACGUGCUCCCUCCGUGGCUUCUAAUAGGUCUGACUUAAGGCUCCUCCUCGGCGUCUUGGGAGCUCCUCUCGCACCUAUUAAAGUCUCUUCCUCCGCCAGAGACUCUCCCAUCGAAACUUCAUCUGCACAGUACAUUCUGCAACAGUACACGGCGGCUUCAGGUGGUCAGAAGCUACAAAACUCAAUCAAAAACGCUUACGCUAACGGUAAGGUCAAGAUGAUAACCUCGGAGCUUGAAACCCCGACGAGAACUGUCCGUAACCGAAACCCGACAAAGCCUGAAACAGGAGGUUUUGUCCUCUGGCAGAUGAAUCCCGACAUGUGGUACGUUGAGCUCUCUGUCGGUAGUAGUAAGGUUCGUGCCGGAUGCAAUGGGAAGCUCGUUUGGAGACACAUUCCUUGGCUUGGUUCCCACACUGCUAACGGGCCAGUCAGGCCUCUUCGCCGUGCACUUCAGGGGCUUGAUCCGAGAACUACUGCUGCUAUGUUUGCUGAGUCGAAGUGUGUUGGAGAGAAGAAAGUGAAUGGUGAAGAUUGUUUCAUUCUGAAGCUGUGUACUGACCCUGGAACGUUAAAGGCGAGGAGUGAAGGACCAGCGGAGAUUGUGAGACACAUUCUUUUCGGUUACUUCAGCCAAAGGACAGGACUUUUGGUUCAGUUCGAGGAUUCUCAGCUGACCCGGAUUCAGUCCAACAGUGGUGAUGCUGUUUACUGGGAGACCACGAUCAAUUCUUCUCUGGAGGAUUAUAGACAAGUGGAAGGGAUCAUGAUUGCUCACUCUGGACGCUCUGUUGUUACUCUUUUUAGAUUCGGGGAAGUGGCGAUGAGUCACACUAGGACAAAGAUGGAGGAGAGAUGGACCAUUGAAGAGGUUGCUUUCAAUGUUCCUGGUCUGUCUCGAGACUGCUUUAUCCCGCCGGCUGAUCUUAGGUCUAGUUCUUUACGAACUGAGGCGUGUGAGUACUCGGAUCAAGAAGAGAAAGGGAAGAGCUCCAUCAUGUUGGCAGCCACAACAGCUCAUAGAGCUAAAGUUGCAGCCUUGGAGAAAGGAAGGUUCGGCGAUAACCCGGAAUGGCAUAUGGAUGUCUGAGUUUGGUAGUGAAGAUGCAGUUUGUUCAUAGUAAAUUCGGGUAACAAGACUCAAGCCUUGAAAUCAAACUAACUUAACCCCUUUUGUUGUAGCUGCUCACCUAUUAGGAGUUUGAUUGUUCUCUUUGGUUUUUUGUUGUUGUUUGUUUGUUAUUUUUUUUCUGUGUCACCUCCAAUAUUUUUAAGUAAGGAGGUGAUGGGAUUGAUUGGUCUUUGAUUUGCAAAAAUGGCAGUAGCAAGAGAAGGAGAAUUGCUGCUUACAUGUUGAAUUUGAUUUCAAAUUGAAAGUUCAAAGUUCACUGUUA
Raphanus sativus (radish) is the source of this 2897-nucleotide messenger RNA. RefSeq lists its product as uncharacterized. The transcript has 3 exons. Lineage: Eukaryota; Viridiplantae; Streptophyta; Magnoliopsida; Brassicales; Brassicaceae. Bases 1148 to 2593 code for a protein of 481 amino acids. The record is from RefSeq and is a predicted model, not a curated record.